UUGAGGAGCGUGGCUUUCUCUACCUUGUCUUCCACCAGGACUUUUGUCAGCAGAUACAGUUCCAAGAUGCUGUCGUCCACCUGCUUGAUGGGCUGCUCCCGGACCUGCUCCCGCAUCCUGGGGCUAAGCCUUGGGACUGCAGCCCUGUUUGCUGCCGGGGCCAACGUGGCACUCCUCUUUCCUAACUGGGAUGUGAGCUACCUAUUGAGGGGCCUCAUCGGCAGGCAUGCCAUGCUGGGCUCUGGACUUUGGGGAGGAGGCCUCAUGGUUUUCACUGCAGCUGCCCUCAUCUCCAUGAUGGGCUGGCGAUGCUGCUGCUUCAGCAUGAGUGCUCCCUGUUGGAAUAUGCUCAUUGCUCUGCUAUCAAGUGUCCUGGCUUUGCUUGGAGCCUUGAUUUCCUUUAUCACCUCCGGAGUAGCAUUGAAAGAUGGUCCUUUCUGCAUGUUUGAUGUCUCGUCCUUCAAUCAGACGCAAGCCUGGAAAUAUGGCUACCCUUUCAAAGACCUGUAUAACAGGAAUUACCUGUAUGACCGUUCGCUCUGGAGUUCUGUCUGUCUGGAGCCCUCUAAGGCUGUCAUUUGGCAUGUGUCCUUCUUCUCCAUCCUGCUGGGCAUCAGCCUCCUCCAGCUUCUCCUGGGGGUCAUUCAUUUCAUCAACAGCCUCCUCAGCCUGUUCUGCAGCCUCUGUGAGAAGUGA
Molecule: messenger RNA, 696 nt
Organism: Dipodomys ordii (Ord's kangaroo rat)
Lineage: Eukaryota; Metazoa; Chordata; Mammalia; Rodentia; Heteromyidae
Gene: Tm4sf19
Product: transmembrane 4 L six family member 19
Exons: 5
Coding region: 67-696 (209 amino acids)
Cellular component (GO): membrane
Source: RefSeq, a predicted model, not a curated record